Molecule: messenger RNA, 4556 nt
Organism: Notolabrus celidotus (New Zealand spotty)
Lineage: Eukaryota; Metazoa; Chordata; Actinopteri; Labriformes; Labridae
Gene: slc1a2b
Product: solute carrier family 1 member 2b
Exons: 11
Coding region: 624-2339 (571 amino acids)
Biological process (GO): L-glutamate transmembrane transport
Cellular component (GO): plasma membrane
Molecular function (GO): L-glutamate transmembrane transporter activity; glutamate:sodium symporter activity; neutral L-amino acid transmembrane transporter activity
Source: RefSeq, a predicted model, not a curated record
AUAGCAGUGGCUUAAUGAGUCUCUAGCUAGUACUCAAAAUAAAGGUCAUAAAAACAUCAAAGACAGUCCAAUAAGGGCAGAGAGGCUCAGAGAAUCUGCAGGACACCCUCUGCAUGUUAAUAUAGGAUUUAAUUGGGUACUUUCUAUCGUAAGAAUAGUUUUUUUACAGAUUUUCACAAAGUAAAAGAAGUUUUGCUCCCUAGGAACAGAUUUUGCAUCAGCCUCGAUGGUGUUUUCCAAAAUCGGAGUGACAAUGAGUGGGUGAGAGAGAAAGAGAGAGAUGGGAACGGUAUAGGCUGUAUCCUCAACCAACGGGAGCUGGCAUUCCCAUGCAGCACAGACAAAGAGGGGGGAAACGGGCGGAGGUGGGUGGGGGAGUAAAGCGCUGAGGAGUGAGGUGAGGCAGAGCUCAUUCAGUGGGAUUGUUGAGCUGCGGAGCUCCUCGGAUUUUACUGACAGAGAAUCUCUCCGUGUGGUCCGUGAAGAGCCCCUGUGUCCUGGACCCGACGUGCACCCUGCAGCUCGCCGUGGCUGAGCCUAUCUGAAGCGGAUGAGACAAGACCCUUCAAGGGGACAAAACCAAAAACUUUUCUCAUCGGGAAUUUCAACAAAGUGCCAACAGUAUGCCUAAACAAGUAGAGGUGAGGAUGCACGAGAGUCACCUGGAGCCCAUCGAGGCCAGGCCUCAGUCCAAAUGUGCCAAAAUCUGCUCCAAGCUGUUCAAGAACCUUCUGCUCACACUCACCGUCCUCGGUGUUAUCUUGGGAGCUGUAUCAGGGAUGUUGCUCCGUGUUGCCUCCCCGAUUCACCCAGAUAUUGUCAUGGUGAUUUCAUUUCCGGGAGACAUCCUUAUGAGGAUGCUGAAGAUGUUGAUCCUGCCACUCAUCAUCUCCAGUUUAAUCACAGGUCUGGCUGGUUUGGAUGCCAAAUCCUCUGGUCGCCUUGGAACCAGAGCCAUGGUCUACUACAUGAGCACUACUAUUAUUGCUGCUGUCCUGGGAGUCAUCCUGGUGCUGGCCAUCCACCCUGGCAACCCCAAAUUGAAGGAAAAUCUGGGCCAGGGACAGAAAAAUGAUGAGGUGUCCAGCUUGGAUGCCUUCUUUGAUCUGAUCAGGAAUCUGUUCCCGGAGAAUCUUGUGCAGGCUUGUUUCCAACAGAUCCAGACUGUCACAAAGAAGGUGGAGGUGAUUAUUGAAGAGGACAUCAAUGCCACCACUGUGGAGGGCCUGGUGGCUAACUUGACCAAGGAGCCUCAGUUCACGGUCCAAAAGUCCCUGCAGUUCAAAGGCGGCAUGAAUGUCCUGGGUCUGAUUGGUUUCUUUAUUGCAUUUGGCAUCUGCAUGGGCAAGAUGGGAGAGAAGGCCAGACUCAUGCUUGAGUUCUUCAACAUCCUCAAUGAGAUUGUGAUGAAAAUUGUCAUCAUGAUCAUGUGGUACUCUCCCUUCGGUAUUGCCUGUCUCAUCUGUGGUAAGAUCAUUUCCAUCAAGGAUCUGGAGGUGGUGGCCAGGCAGCUGGGAAUGUACAUGGUCACGGUCAUUAUUGGCCUGAUCAUCCACGGAGUAAUCUUUCUGCCCAGCAUCUACUUUGUUAUCGUCAGGAAAAACCCCUUCACCUUCUUCCUUGGAAUCUUCCAGGCCUGGAUCACUGCUCUGGGGACAGCCUCCAGUGCUGGUACACUGCCUGUCACCUUCCGUUGCCUGGAGGAGAACCUUGGUAUUGACAAAAGAGUCACUCGUUUUGUGCUCCCAGUUGGUGCCACCAUCAACAUGGACGGUACUGCUCUGUAUGAGGCUGUUGCUGCUAUCUUCAUUGCUCAGAUGAAUGGCAUCCACCUGGACCCUGGUCAGAUCAUCACUGUCAGUUUGACUGCUACACUGGCCAGUAUUGGAGCUGCCAGUAUUCCCAGUGCCGGCCUGGUGACUAUGCUCUUGAUCCUGACUGCUGUGGGCUUGCCAACCGAAGACAUCAGUCUGCUGGUUGCUGUUGACUGGCUGCUGGAUCGAUUCAGGACCUCAGUGAACGUUGUGGGUGAUUCCUACGGUGCAGGCAUCGUGUACCACAUGUCCAAGGCGGAGCUGGAGGAGCUGGACGCGCACGCGGCCAAAUCUGAUGACAUUGAAAUGAUGACGAAGACCCCGUCUUAUUACGAUGACAUGAAGAACCACCACGAAAACAAUUCCAACCAGUGCGUCUUAUCCGAUACCGCUACCGCUACCACAACCGCUACUGCCACUGCUAACAAUUCUGUCGUAGUAGAUGAAUGCAAGGUAACCUCAGCCACAAACGGCUCUGCUGCGGAGUGCACGCUUGUUGAGGAGGAACCAUGGAAACAUGAAUAAUGGCAGCACAGAGAUCCCCUGCUCCUGGGCUCCACAAGCUUUCCUACCUGAUGAUAAAAAAACAAGUGAAUGAAAAAAAGUCACACGAACAGAACUACUAAUUGUUUUUUUAUGUAGUUUAGUUUUUUCUUUUUUUUAUUAGUCCCUUUAAAAAAGUUUUUGUAACUGUCUAUCUGACUGAUAUGUAGUACUAAUUCACUUAACCGUGAAGUGGUAACAGAGGUAUACUUUACCUGUUAGAGCACAAUUAUGUCCUCUUUUAUUAUAGCAGAUACUUGCACAACAUACUUCAAGGCUUGGGGAGGGAAGGAAGAGGAAAAAGAGUUGGAUAAGCUGUUUAAAGCAAUACAUGUUGGUAAUAAGAUGGGAGAAGAAGUGGCUGUGUAACACGGGAUGCACUGAGAUUAUCUUCCAAUUUUCAUACAGGUGAUUCAUUUCUCUUACGCCAGAGUGGGAGAGUGGGAGUUAGAACAUUAAUCACAUCAUUCAACACACUGAACUUUCCGCUUUGCAUCCCUGCUAGUAACAUUGCUAUGUAAAAAAGCCACUGUUUUUCCUCCUCAGCUCAGCCUCUCAUCUAACUGCAUCUCUGUUGAUUCUCAAAGCCUCUGUCUGGCUGCAUUUGCCCAGUAUUACCUCACUUCCCUGAGGCCCAGCAAACUGAUAAAAGCACAUUGCAACUCUGAAUCAUUAAGCACAAAUCAAACCAUGGAGCUCAUUUUUAACCCUCUUUUUUUCAUUUUUUAUGUCAACCUUAAAGAAAAGGGACUUUUUCCUUUGUGUCACCUGUUGAGAAUGAUAGACUAAGUGUUUGUGUGUGUUUCUGUGUGUGUAAGAUACAGAGAGACUGUGUGUGACAGCUGGGGUUAAGAACAUGACCAAGUCAAUGACAGGGACCAAACAGGCAGGAAAUCAAUCAGCUCACACAGGCCUUUGAACUGCCUCUGUGAUGUCACCUGCGCAACACAUUUUCAGUUUUGUGUCAAUGGCUUACAUUUUUUCAGUGAAAAGCAGCACAGUUUAUAUCAACCAUUUUUCUAAUGAAGUCUCAAACUUAAGCAAAGAAAGUCACUGCCCUAUAUAUAAAACUUUAUAAAGUUCUUCCUUUUCCCCUCCAAAAACAAGUUAGCGAUGCCAAUGAAAUUAAAAUUAAAUAAGCUUAAAAAAUGAAUAAUUAAUAAUUGACACAUUUCAAUUGAAGCACAAAAAGAAGGAGCACAAACAGAAUAGAGCACAAACACAGCCAAUUAAUAUAUUUGUCAGUCAACGGCUUUGUCAAAAUCAUGCAUUAUGGCUCAUGUGGACACGUUCUCGAAAUUGAUUUUGGGAAUACAUCAUGUAAAAGGUAAAGAUACUCAGGCUUGUAUGUUUAAUAUUUACAGGGAUAAAAAAUGUUGUCAUCCUGACAUGUUUACUUGCUCACUAGAGCUUCAAAUGAUGACCUAAAACAGCACAACUUCAAAAGCUUUGACUUUAAAAUGGUGACAGUUUACUGCAAAGGUUUUUGAUGAAAGAGAUUUUAGAACAUGAUAAUAAGCUACUAAGCAUGGUUUCUUAGCACAUAUAUGAAGCACACACACACUUGAUAAGACAACAUUCCAGUAGUCAUGUACUACUACCUGAAAGCACAGAUGCUUAUUUCUAACAAGAGCACACAAGGUGAAUCACAAUAAAAUAUGUUUAAAAAAGAGAAACAGGAAGAAAAAGGGAUGCAGGUCUCGGCUGUCAGAUGGAUUUUUGGCUUGCAUAAACAAAGACAGAUCAUUGAUAGAGCACUCUGCAGGGAGGCCUGCCAGCUUCUUGUUUAGCCAGACCUUAAAAAAAGUAAACAACAAUAUAUAUUUAGCCACCAGAGCUCAAGACUGUUUCUACAAACCCUACAUGCUGCAGCUGUGUGUCCAUAUUGAUGCGUUAGUGGUAAAGAAAAAUGGACACUCCACAUUGCCAGAAUGUUGCCAACUAUCAGGUAAAAAUAUGAACAGUAUUUUCCUCUCAUAGGACCAAAUGGCUGAAAAGAUUGACAGACACACAGUGAAAGCCAGACUGCUGGCUGUCAAUCUUUUUUAGCCAGUGUGAAUGAAAGUGAUGUGGGUGCUGAUUUGAUUUGUCAGUAUUGUGACCUUCUCUUCUGUCUCGUCUCUUUUCAUUUGUGCAAAAUUAGUGCUCAACCUUGCUUUGGAGAUGUUUGCUAAAAAAAAAAAGCCAAUUGAAGUAACA